UCCGCGGGCAUCGAUGCCCUCAGCCACCACAGCCCCAGUGGCUCGUCCGACGCCAGCGGCGGCUUCGGCCUGGCCCUGGGCACCCACGCCAGCGGUCUGGACUCGCCGCCCGUGUUCGCCGGCGCGGGGCUGGGGGGCACGCCGUGCCGCAAGGGCUACGAGGACUGUGCCAGCGGCAUCAUGGAGGACUCGGCCAUCAAGUGCGAGUACAUGCUCAACGCCAUCCCCAAGCGCCUGUGCCUCGUGUGCGGGGACAUUGCCUCCGGCUACCACUACGGCGUGGCCUCCUGUGAGGCCUGCAAGGCCUUCUUCAAGAGGACCAUCCAAGGGAACAUCGAAUACAGCUGCCCAGCCACCAAUGAAUGCGAGAUCACGAAACGGAGGCGCAAGUCCUGCCAGGCCUGCCGCUUCAUGAAAUGCCUCAAAGUGGGGAUGCUGAAGGAAGGUGUGCGCCUGGACCGAGUGCGCGGAGGCCGCCAGAAAUACAAGCGACGGCUGGACUCAGAGAGCAGCCCAUACCUGAGCUUACAGAUUUCUCCACCUGCUAAAAAGCCAUUGACCAAGAUUGUCUCUUACCUACUGGUGGCCGAGCCAGACAAGCUCUACGCCAUGCCUCCCCCUGGCAUGCCCGAGGGGGACAUCAAGGCCCUGACCACUCUCUGUGACCUGGCAGACCGGGAGCUUGUGGUCAUCAUUGGCUGGGCCAAGCAUAUCCCAGGCUUCUCGAACCUCUCUCUGGGGGACCAGAUGAGCCUGCUGCAGAGUGCCUGGAUGGAGAUCCUCAUCCUGGGUAUCGUGUACCGCUCUUUGCCCUAUGAUGACAAGCUGGUGUACGCCGAGGAUUACAUCAUGGACGAAGAGCACUCGCGCCUGGUGGGGCUGUUGGAGCUCUACCGGGCCAUCCUGCAGCUGGUGCGCAGGUACAAGAAGCUCAAGGUGGAGAAGGAGGAGUUCGUGACGCUCAAGGCCCUGGCCCUGGCCAACUCAGAUUCCAUGUACAUCGAGGACCUGGAGGCCGUCCAGAAGCUGCAGGACCUGCUGCACGAGGCGCUGCAGGACUACGAGCUGAGCCAGCGCCACGAGGAGCCGCGGAGGACGGGCAAGCUGCUACUGACGCUGCCCCUGUUGCGGCAGACGGCUGCCAAGGCCGUGCAGCACUUCUACAGCGUCAAACUGCAGGGCAAGGUGCCCAUGCACAAACUCUUCCUGGAGAUGCUGGAGGCGAAGGUCUGA
Messenger RNA from Galeopterus variegatus (Sunda flying lemur), 1233 nucleotides. RefSeq names its product estrogen-related receptor beta (gene ESRRB). Gene Ontology annotation, molecular function: DNA-binding transcription factor activity; steroid binding; nuclear steroid receptor activity. Gene Ontology annotation, cellular component: nucleus. NCBI's taxonomy places the organism in Eukaryota, Metazoa, Chordata, Mammalia, Dermoptera, Cynocephalidae. The transcript is spliced from 6 exons. The record is from RefSeq and is a predicted model, not a curated record. Gene Ontology annotation, biological process: regulation of DNA-templated transcription. The annotation marks the transcript as partial.